Messenger RNA from Prorocentrum cordatum, 657 nucleotides. NCBI's taxonomy places the organism in Eukaryota, Dinophyceae, Prorocentrales, Prorocentraceae. The record is from the annotation of a GenBank genome assembly.
AGCAGCUUACUGUGCAGAUUGCCGACAUCGAGUCGGAGCUCCGCGCGCUGCGCAGCCGCUCGGCGGAAUUCUCGGUCGAGCUCAAGGCCCUUGCCGCUCGUGUCGAGGUUCAGGCUGCUGCUCGUGCUGGUCCGCAAGGAGGCACCACGGGCGCUGGUGUCUGCAAGUACGGUAAGGCUUGCCAUCGACGUGAUUGCGUGUUCGACCAUCCGCAGGGGCGCACGAUUGAUGAGGGUUCAGAGAAAGCGAAGGCGUCGAGUGCUUCGCAGCCUCCCUCUGGACAGGCAGGCGAUGGCCCAAUGCGGAUCAAUCCGCGUGCCUCGCCAAUAAAUUAUUCGAAGUUUGAGAAUAUUGUAUUCGAGGACGCUAUUGACGACCUUCUCGGCGGUACGCUCGGCACAGAUCCCACGGUCAUUCUCCCACCUGAGCCCGGUGUCGAUGCAGGGCUGUGCAGGCAAAUCAAUAUCUUGGAUGGGUGGUGCUUCUUCUUCGACCUGCCCGUCGCGGUCUUGGGGUUCAUUGAGCCGGCGUUUUCCUCGCAUACUUGUUGUUCGUCUUCUUCUUCCUGGAUUUUCUUUUCAUUGAGGUUAUUAUGUAGGGGGCUUCCGCCAUCUCUCAUUCACCACGCGGGGUGGGCGGAUUGUCUCCCGUGUCAUG